CCUUUUACAUUAGCCCAUUCACUCGUCCAGGACGAAUCGACUGGAUAUGUGCCAGGGUUCCCCCGCGUCUCGCUUCACAGCAAGGAUCAAAUCAGGAAACUGCUCACGGCAGAGCUUUGUUCAGACAAUCUAGAUAGAGUUUCAGAUAAGCUUUGGUGGAUGUUGAAACAGGACAGCGGUAGCAUAUCGCCGCUGCACCGACAAAUUGUGAAACGGCGCUCGAUUAUAGUGACAGGGGAUUCAAAGCUACAUAUUGUGUGGAUUUACGACCGCAUGUUCAUCAAGCCUCUUCUGCGAUUCAUCGGCUCGUAUAAUUUCUGGAAAGAGAAUCUUUGCGGUAACAACGGCGAAGGAGUGCGUAUCAGAAGGGCCGCGUUGGGUUAUUUACGAACAUACUACCAUCUGAUCCAGCACGAGUCCGAUUUUCGCAUCGUCAAGGAUCCCAACCUGUGCCUUGUGCCGGAAAAUAUCAUUUGGGAGCAGUUCUGCAAUUUUGCUUCCAGCCUAACCAACAUCCCAGAU
Messenger RNA from Fusarium oxysporum Fo47, 522 nucleotides. RefSeq lists its product as uncharacterized. The annotation marks the transcript as partial. The record is from RefSeq and is a predicted model, not a curated record. The transcript has a single exon. Lineage: Eukaryota; Fungi; Ascomycota; Sordariomycetes; Hypocreales; Nectriaceae.